Molecule: messenger RNA, 1953 nt
Organism: Lactuca saligna
Lineage: Eukaryota; Viridiplantae; Streptophyta; Magnoliopsida; Asterales; Asteraceae
Source: the annotation of a GenBank genome assembly
AUGGCAUCUUGCUUCCACAGCCCAAACAUCGAAGAUGAUACUGCCGCCCUAUUCACCGCCUCCGACAACUCCCCGGAGCAAUCCACCACCCCCUCCUCCUCCUCUCGCCAUUCACCACCACCACCACCUUACCCUUCCAAACCAUCCUACAAACUCACCGUCAAAAACCUCUCCUACACCAUCAAAUCAAGCCACCAAUUCACACUUCCAUGGCUCCUAAACAAGCCAAAACGAAUCAAUAUCCUCAAAUCAGUAUCCUUCAUAGCACAAAGCUCAGAGAUCAUGGCGAUUGUGGGGCCAAGUGGGAGCGGGAAGUCGAGUUUGCUUCAUUUUAUCUCGGGGCGUGUUCAUGACAACACUUUGGAUCCCAAAACCACCAUUUCACUCAACGAUUUCCCAAUCACGAGCCCUUCGCAGAUGAAGAAGAUAUGCGGGUUUGUGGCACAAGAAGAUAACUUGCUUCCUUUGCUAACCGUAAAGGAAACAUUAAUGUAUAGUGCUAAGUUUCAGCUAACUGAAAUGAGCUCAAAAGAGAAGGAACAUCGAGUCGAGUGUCUAAUCCAUGAGCUUGGCUUGGUUCACGUUUGUGAUAGUUUCGUAGGAGAUGAAAACGAUCGAGGGAUAUCAGGAGGAGAGAGGAAACGGGUGUCAAUUGGUGUCGACAUGAUUCCCGAUCCUCCAAUUCUACUCCUUGACGAACCUACGUCAGGUUUGGAUAGCAGCUCGGCCCUUCAAGUGAUCGAGCUGCUAUCCAACAUGGCAACAUCAAAACAACGAACCAUCAUUUUAUCAAUCCAUCAACCGAGUUACCGAGUCCUUCAAUACAUUUCCAACUUCCUAAUCCUCUCCGACGGAUCUGUAAUCCAUAAUGGCUCCCUCGAAUCACUCGAGGGAACCAUUAACCAGCUGGGAUUCGAAAUCCCAGCUCAACUCAACGCGCUUGAAUUCUCCAUGGAAAUCAAAGAAACCCUAGAAACAUCAUACAACUCAAAAGAACCGGUUGCCACGUUUCAAGAACUUAUCGAACCCUCUUUCGCGACAGUAUGGGCCGAACAAACAAACGGUACGUUUCAAGAGCUUUUACGAAGAGAUCAAUCAGUCCAGCCAAAAGCUCGAUAUAAUGAAAUUCUGAUUCUUUGCACGAGAUUUUGGAAAACUAUAUACAGAACAAAACAACUUUUCUUAGCAAGAACGAUGCAAGCAGUUGUGGGAGGGCUCGGUUUAGGUAGCGUGUAUGUAAAGGUCGAGAAUAACGAAAAUGGUAUCGCAGAAAGAUUAGGACUUUUUGCUUUUAGUCUUAGCUUCCUUCUCUCUUCAACAGUUGAAGCCCUACCGAUAUAUCUUCAAGAACGUAGAGUUUUAAUGAAAGAAGCAUCGAGAGGAGCCUACAAGACUUCAUCUUACAUGAUCGCCAACACCAUCGUGUUCCUCCCGUUUCUUUUUAUAAUCGGCCUCCUCUUUUCGAUUCCUGUAUAUUGGCUAGUGGGACUUGACCCUUCGGCGACUGCAUUUGCGUUUUUCGUGUUUGUGGUGUGGCUAAUCGUGCUAAUGGCUAGUUCGUUGGUUCUCUUUCUGAGUGCAGUUUCUCCUGAUUUCAUCUCCGGGAACUCGUUGAUUUCCACUGUUCUUGGUGCGUUUUUUCUGUUUUCAGGGUAUUUUAUACCGAAAGAAGUGAUACCGAAGUAUUGGAUGUUUAUGUAUUAUGUGUCGUUGUAUCGGUAUCCAUUGGACUCCUGGUUGGUGAACGAGUAUUGGGGCCGGAGGGAGGUUUGUUUUUCCGGUGAGGGUAGUGGUUCGACGUGCUUGAUGACUGGAGACGAUAUCUUGAAGGGGAGAGGGCUUGAGUGGGAUACACGAUGGAUGAAUGUAGGCGUGAUGUUUGGGUUCUUUGUGUUUUAUAGGGUACUUUGUUGGAUCAUUCUUGCACGAAAGGUUUCGAACACAACAAUAUGA